This is a messenger RNA of Pecten maximus, 359 nucleotides long. RefSeq lists its product as uncharacterized. Lineage: Eukaryota; Metazoa; Mollusca; Bivalvia; Pectinida; Pectinidae. The record is from RefSeq and is a predicted model, not a curated record.
GUGAUAACAUCUACUUCCGGAAACAACAUCAACUUGGAGAGCAAGGAUAUUGAAGCCCUAUGCCUCAAUGAAGCGGUGCUUGUUAUUUCCCAGUGGUUAUGGAAUGACCUGAUGGCACUAGAGGAUGACGAGGAGACAACAAAGGGGUUCAUGCAUGCUGCCUUCCGCCAGUUUGUCCUCUGGCUGCAUCACCGACUUUGGGCUGGGGUUCCCCUGAUCCAUUUGGACCAUACAUGUUGACCUUUAUUCUUCUGUGAAGUCUGGUGAUAGAGAUUUCAUACCUGCAAACAUUGUCACCAGCCAAAAUUUUGUAUAAGCAUAAAGAUUGAUUCAUUUACAAUUACUUUCCUGAAAAAAAA